AUGAUAAAAGAAGAAAAUGGUGAAAACACAAGCCAUGGCAUUGAGGAGAAGAAAGAGGAGGUCCUUAAGCAAAGCAAAGAAGUCAGGAGCGAUGCAGAUUCCUUUUUUGAAGAUACUGAUGUUGCAAGCUAUAGGCUGUACAAGGGAGACGGAGGACACAGGACUGUGAGGCAGGUGAUAAUAAUAGAGAAGCAGCCCACUCUCGGGGAUGUUCUACAAAGGAUAGCAGUUAUAUCUGUGUAUGCACUCAUUAUCCAGACCUUCUUUACUGCAUGGAAGAAAAUAAACAAGAAAACACAUGAUGUUUGCGUUUUCUUGAUACUUCUGCUAUUCCCCCCGGGAUUCUUUCUAUUCAUGCAGUCAUACUUCCUUCCUUUCUGCUGGCUGCUGUUUUCAGGCUUUAUGCUUUUUAAUACACUUAAGGUCAUGAAAGGGCCUCUUGGAAAGAACGUGAUGAGAGACAUUUACGGGGUGUUCAGGUCGUUGUUCAUCAUCUCAAACCUGGGGACUCUCCUGGGGCAGUCCCUCACUUUUGUUUUUUUCUAUCUGAAGCCCGAAUACCUGGGAUACACUCUUUCUAUCUUAUUAUUCUUCCUGUACUUCGGGCUUUUGAGUAGAGAGGUAAUCUUUUUCCUAAGUGAGACCAUGGCUGUUUCAACAGGAUUUUAUAGCAAGGAAGGGGUCCCUGGCAAGGGAAACAACAAUUCCCUUUGCAUGAUAUGCACAAAGUUAUUUGACGGGAGCGAGAAGAUACAUACCCUGGUAUGCGCGCAUUCCUUCCAUGAGGAUUGCAUAAAGGGGUGGUGCUUACUCGGCAAAAAACCUUUCUGCCCAUAUUGUAAAAAGAAGAUUGAGAGUGCCUCCUUACCUCCUGAGCUAUGGCACAAGGCCGAGGUAUGGUUUUACCCGCUGAUCAAUACACUAAGAAGCUUUAUUGUCCUGACACUAGUUCUGACAGGAAUAAUCCUAUAUAAGAUAAGAUAUCAAUAA
Messenger RNA from Encephalitozoon hellem ATCC 50504, 990 nucleotides. RefSeq lists its product as uncharacterized. The transcript has a single exon. The record is from RefSeq and is a predicted model, not a curated record. Bases 1 to 990 code for a protein of 329 amino acids. Gene Ontology annotation, cellular component: Golgi membrane; endoplasmic reticulum membrane. Gene Ontology annotation, molecular function: ubiquitin protein ligase activity; metal ion binding. NCBI's taxonomy places the organism in Eukaryota, Fungi, Microsporidia, Unikaryonidae.